AUGCGUUUUCCAACCCCUCGGGCGACUGAGAAGCGCCGGCACAACUCGAGCGAAGUGGGUAACAGCAACAGCAGCAGAGCAGCAGCUGGUGCCACGAGGCCAGCGCAGUGUUGCGUGCAACCAGACAGACUCGAAAAGCUUGGAACGAGCAAGAGGGGCGAGAGAAGGCGGGAGAGAGGGCGAGAGAGAGAGAAGGAAGUCGAGCUAAUCGCCGGAAUCGAUCUAGGGCGGGCCAAGAAGUAUGGAGAAGACGAGCCAUUGGCCAAUCACAGGCGUACCAUUGCACUUGGCAGGGAAGCUUCUACCUCUUACAUCAUCCUCUCUUCCUUCUUCUUCUUCUUCUUCUUCUUCUUCUUCUUCUUCUUCAACAACACCAACAACACCAACAUCAUCACCCUACCGUCGUCAAACAUGAGGUCCUACGCUAUCAUCGCUGCCGUUGCUGGUGCCGCCGUUGCCCAGAACCUUGGAUCAUGUGCUCAAAUGUGCGCCGACAACAUGGCUCGCAUUGCCAACACCGAGUUCAGCUGUGGCGCCGGUGACCUGGCUUGCUUUUGCAACCAGUCCAACUGGGCCUAUGGCGUCCGCGACUGCUCUGCGCAGGCUUGUGGUGCUGAAGAGGCUGCUCAGGCCGUCACCUGGGCCGCUGGCCAGUGCAGCAACGCCGCUCCCUCUGGCUCAAUCCCUGCUGCUCUCCCCAUCCUGACCUCCGCCGUCGCUAGUGCCUCCGGCGCUGUUCCCUCUGCCACGGGAAGCGCUGCCAGCGGUAUGACUAGCGUUGCCUCGAGCCUUGCCAGCGAGGCCUCUGGUGCCACUGCCUCAGCAUCCAGCCUCGUCUCGUCGCUCAUGAGUGAUGCCUCUUCCGUCGCUGCCUCUGUCUCGUCUGCUCUCGAGUCUGCCCAGUCCUCUGCCAGCGAUGCCCUUGCAUCUGCCACCAACAGCAUCCAGUCCGAUGCCUCUUCCCGCAUCGCCUCUGCCACUGGUAGCCUCGGCUCCGCUGCCAGCAGCGCCAUUGCCUCUGAGACUUCGGCUGGUGGUGCCGCCAAGAUGACCGGCCUCCCCUUCGCUGGUGCCGCUGGUAUCGCUGCAUGGCUCCUUCUCUAA
Molecule: messenger RNA, 1104 nt
Organism: Plenodomus lingam JN3
Lineage: Eukaryota; Fungi; Ascomycota; Dothideomycetes; Pleosporales; Leptosphaeriaceae
Source: RefSeq, a predicted model, not a curated record